AUGACAACUCCUAACCAUGGCUCCCAAGCUGCCGACCCUGUCAACGACGAGCGUGAUACCCAGGCAUCGACCACCGCCGUUCAGGUCGCGGAACCGCUUCCCGGUCCCGUGAUCUAUCUGAUCCAAACACCACCGACGGGUGCACCUAGCGCCACUGCUGCUGGAGCAGGAAAUCGUGCAACGAGGCGGACUCCUUCCAGGACGCGUAAUGCCCGCGGACCACGUGAGGUCAUAGACCUCGACGCGUUCGUCGCUGGACUGCCUGCCCCUGACGACGACCUAGGCGAGCUUGACGACAUUGCCCCGCCUACUUUCACGGCUCCUACGGCGGCUCCCGCUGCUGCACUUACCCAAGACACAACAACUGGCAACGACCAGGGAACGGCAGGCGUGACUGCGGCUGGAGACCCCGCGGAAUCCAACCCUUCUAACGGUCGUCGGCGCGCAUCGACUUCUAGCCGCGGUCGUACCGGGACACUGACGGUGACAGGAUGGCAACCGGACGAAGAAAUGUUGCUUGCGGAAGUCAGGCACGACCUGGAUGCUGACUUACGAGGAAUGCGUGGCAUCCAAGGAGCUAACUACAAUGUCGCGCUCCUGGAAGAACUGAUUCGCCACCGUCCUGACUUCCGCUUCGGGUUGGCUGCAGUGAAAAGCAAAAUGCAGCGGAUGAUUGACCGAUACAAGCAACUCCGUGAGAUUACGGCGGGGGAUGCAACUGCUACCGGUGGACCUUCCGACCAUGCGCCGCCAUCCGCCACAGUCUCAGUGCCCAUUCAGUCACCCACGAGGGCGGGUCCUCCGACUCGCGUCCGCGGCCUGAGGGGGCCUCUGUUGCCUCCUGCAACAUCAAGCACGACGGGCGUGUCAGACAUUGGUGGUUUGGGAGACACUUCAAUUUCAGCUGAACUCGUGCAAGGAAUUGAGGCAUCACUCGAGCGUGUUAUUGACCGUGGAGUGGACCGUCUCCUUCGCCAUACCCGAGAGUUGGCGCGUUCUCUUCGAGAUGAGAAAGCCUCCAAGAAGCAAAAAGAUAAUUCCGAAGGCGAUCGCGACGACGCUCAGGAGUAA
Molecule: messenger RNA, 1071 nt
Organism: Closterium sp. Naga37s-1
Lineage: Eukaryota; Viridiplantae; Streptophyta; Zygnematophyceae; Desmidiales; Closteriaceae
Source: the annotation of a GenBank genome assembly